Messenger RNA from Amblyraja radiata (thorny skate), 6035 nucleotides. Its product is annotated as AMME syndrome candidate gene 1 protein homolog. The transcript is spliced from 6 exons. NCBI's taxonomy places the organism in Eukaryota, Metazoa, Chordata, Chondrichthyes, Rajiformes, Rajidae. Gene Ontology annotation, cellular component: nucleus. Bases 26 to 892 code for a protein of 288 amino acids. The record is from RefSeq and is a predicted model, not a curated record.
CUCUCCCCCCCCGGGCGCGGGGACUAUGGGUAGGAAGCGCGGCUUCGCGGAGGAGGCGCCGGCGGACAGCAAGAUGGCGGCGGGCUGCUGCGGAGUGAAGAAGCAGAAGCUGUCGAGCUGCUCCUCGUCGUCCACCUCGUCGUCGUCCUCCUCCUCCGCCAACGCCAACGCCAACGCCGCCAGCGCCGCCAACACGGGCGACAACCACUGCAAGGAGGCGGGCCGCGCCAACGGCUGCCUCGGCCCCGGCGGCAGGAGCAUGGUGGUCAACGCCGAGAUGUGCUGCUUCUGCUUCGACGUCCUCUACUGCCAUCUGUACGGAUACCAGCCUCCCCGCAGUCCCCGCUUCACCAACGACCCCUACCCAUUAUUUGUGACGUGGAAGAUUGGCCGUGAUAAACGGUUGCGAGGAUGCAUAGGUACAUUUUCAGCCAUGAACUUGCAUUCAGGACUCAGGGAGUACACGCUUACCAGUGCCCUUAAAGACAGUCGCUUUCCCCCAAUGACGAGGGAAGAGUUACCGCGACUUUUUUGCUCCGUGUCUCUUCUUACCAAUUUUGAAGAUGUUGGGGAUUACUUAGAUUGGGAGGUGGGUGUACAUGGCAUUAGAAUAGAAUUCAUCAAUGAAAAAGGAUCAAAACGCACGGCCACAUACCUGCCGGAGGUUGCGAAGGAGCAAGGUUGGGACCACAUUCAAACCAUAGAUUCCUUGUUACGAAAGGGUGGCUACAAAGCUCCCAUCUCUAAUGAUUUCAGGAAGACCAUUAAACUGACCAGGUACCACAGUGAAAAGAUGACACUGAGUUACUCGGAGUAUCUUGCACACCGUCAGCACCACCACUACCAGAAUGGCACUGCACACCCUCUACCACCAUACAACCAUUAUUCCUGACAAAGACUUGCAUGACCAGUCACUCGACCUAUCAACUGACCUCUUCCCCGGGGACCCUUCCCCUUCCUGGUCUAGCUAUCUCUACUACUGUACCAUUUUAUGAUGGCAGUUUCCGUUGCCAUCGUGACACGACGUGGCUGCUUUGUUGACGUCAACUUGGCAACGGGUGGAGAUCAAGAAUCAUUGUAUUUUCGUUCAAAACACUUUUUUUACAAAGAGAAAAAUUUUUCCAAUGAAAUCGACACAAUUUUGCUUUUUUUUAAUGCAUUACCAAAAUUUCUUAAAUCUGUGGAUGAAUGGAAGGAGAAUUGAGAUAAUUAUUAGCUAGUCUGUUCUGGGCUCCCAAAUGUACAAGAACAGGACUUUUCAGGUUUGUUCCUUGUGUUCUUGGGCCACAUUAUUUCCUCGUUAAAUAGGUAGAACCCCGUAAGGCAGUUUUCUUUAAAGUCAAUCCAGGUGCUCUAAAGUUUAAACAAAAAUAAUCUUCACAGCAUUGGAUGGAGGAACUCAGCGGGGCAGGCAGCAUCUCUGGAGAGAAGGAAUGGGUGACGUUUCAGGUCGAGACCCUUCCACAGACUCAACACUGAGUCAUCAACUGACUUACAGCACUGCUACUUUUGAUUUGUAUCAAAUUUAGUGUAUCAUUUAGUGUAAAAAAUAGCUUUAAACUUUUGUUGUUUCCCUCUUUGGUUUAAAAUGCAGCAGUCGGUGGCGAUUGACAAAGAGAUUGUUGCCCGUGCUGCUAAAUGCCUGCGAGACUCUCCGCUGCUUGUGCUUGUGCUCAGUUUUGGACUUUUUGGUUUUAUUGACCGACGGAUCCAUUGUGUGUGCUGAGUACAACUGGCGGCCAGUACUCUGUGUUUAACGCCAGUGACCAGAUUAAAUCCUCCUAGGUGUAAAAGAAGGGUCUAAAUUGAAUAACACAAAUAUCAUAUCGUAUAUAUGUGUAGACUAGUCAAGGUCAAAAUGUCCCACUAACUUACCCAUGGUGGAGUAUCUAUUGGGUACAUUUAUUUGCCAGAUGGAGAGUGAUGAUAAUAUGUCUCAUAUCCACUGACACUUGAUUACAACUAUUCCAGUUUCACUUCCCCUUGUGGGAAUUUUUUUCCUUUAAUAUAUCAUGGGGUUGGUGCAGAAUUAUUUGAUUUAAAAAAAAAAAUUUGAUAUCAAGAGUUGAGAUUGAGUACAAUUUGAUUUCCUGUUUAAAAGCGUGAUUACACAUCACUAGCAGAGCAUUGUGUGUGUGAGAGUUUUCUUGCCUUUUGUGUCUUUAUCUUGAGUGGGGUUUUUUCCUCCUCUCCUCCAGGGACAAAGAAAGAUGCCACGUGUUAAAUUAUUUUAUAGAAAAAAUGUCCCCCCCCACACACACAUGAUAAUUAUUUGUACAUUGGGUGGCCCCUUUAAAGUAACAUAUUUUGUUGUUUUAAAUCGCUGAAGGUAUUGCCUUGUUUUGGAACUGCUUGUGCUUGCAAGCAAAUGUACCCAAUAUAUACAGUUCAGUUUAGUUUAUUGUCACGUGUACCGAGGUACAGUGAAAAGCUUUAUACAUCUGAAAUAUCACUAAACUGAAUGUAUAAUCAGUCCAUGUUCAUUAGAUUAGGCAAAGCAGCAACCCUCAAAAUGUCAUUUCCCAGCUCAGUUUCUGACUGAAUUAGUGGAGAAAACAGACCUGAAUGGCUAUUGGGAAAAUAGAAACAUUGAUUGAGGUUAACCUUGUUCCAAUGAUCAGCCAAGCUGUGAUGAUUCUGUGGUUCUGGCGCAUGUAAUCUUUUGGUGAGACAAACCAGGCGGAUUUAAUUAUAGAUGAUUGACUAGCAAUUUUCUCUUUUUCAUUUUCCAAACUCCAGUGUGAUUGCAUUAGUCGGUGUGAGGGUUAGUAAUUAUAACAGAAUGGAGAGAAUUAAGACAAAGUGACUGGGCUAUCAUGGUGCUAUAUCUCAGGGAAGCAUUAAAAUGCAGUGUUUUAUGCAACCUGAACCUGCCAACACAUUUUGUAAAGAGAAUAAUUUGCUCAGGCACUUAUUGUCAGUGUUAGAAGUUUAAAUUAGCAGAGAUUAUUAUGUUAUCGCAGAUUUUCUGAUUACAACUAGCUUUUUUGGUAACCAGGUUUGACCGGAUGCAAAACACAAAACAGGAACAGUUAGUAACACUUUCCAUUUUUUGCAUUGCAUUUCCAGCUUUUGGACGAGCAGAUAUGGGGUUAUUUUAGAUGCCUGUUCUAAUUCCCCAACAGGUUACUACGUGAGUGAAAUUUCACAACAUGGUAUUACUUGCUAAGCCUUAUGUUUGUCUGCUUUCCUUUUAAGAAAAUAAUGAACUUGUAUCACUUCAGGGAAAAAGGGUGCAGACAACUAUCCAAAUUAAGACUUUAGAUCUGGCAUCAAUGGGCUAUUUGCUGGUUCCAAAGGACAUUUCUUUCUCGUCCUGAAAGAUUAUAGAUCCUGCUCGUAGCUAUCCUAGUCCUUAGAGCGCGAUUGAAACGAGUCAAAUUCAGGGCCACACGUGUAGGAAUUCCUUGCCUUUAAAAUUUUAGCCUUUGAUAUGACUACCUUUUUUGUUAAGAUCAUUAUUAUACUCAAUUGUAUAUCAGAGCCUUAAAUAAUGACUUUUCUGAAGAAUUUUUAAGAUCUGGCUUUACUGUUGAAGAUCAAAGACCCUAUCAUUUAAAUUUGAAUUUCACACAAGUGCUGGAGUAACUCAGUGGGUCAGAAAGCAUGUCUGGAGAACACCCAUGUCCUCCAGAGAUACUGCCUGACUCGCUGAAUUACUCCAGCACUCUCAGUCUUUUUUUGUUGUAAGCCAGCAUCUGCAAUUCCUUGUGUCAACAUUUGAUUUUUAUCUUGUGACUGUUGGGGGAUGGGGGAGGAAAUUCUUCUUUUUGAACCUCCCAAUAAGCAGUUUAAAGAGUAGGCAGACUCUGAGAGUGAGUGAUGAAGAUUUUUUUUUAAGACAUUGAGGUAAGAAUUCCGAGUGUUAAGUUGCAGUGUUAGAUGCCUCCUUCCAUUAGUCACAAUGAAAGAAGUUUUAAGAGUUGUGCAUUCACUGUAUCUCCAAAAGCAAUUGUUUAAAUUUCACUUGUGUUGCCUUAAUUUUGACACAAAUAGCACAAAACUGAACAAUCCUGUCGGCUGCCAAGUGGAAACUUAGUUUACUGGAUUUCUCUGAGCAUCAUGCCGAUCAUCGCGGCAUGUCUGUCCGUUUCCUCAGCUCGCCGCUAGUUGCGGGUAGUGGGGGGGCAGGAGGGGGGGGGGUGGGGGGGAAGAGAGGGGAAAAUGGUGCUAUAUGACUCUGAAUAGGUCACGUGACUGGUCAUGCUGACUUCUGAAAUCAUAUCAGAAUAAUCUUGAUAUAUGCAGAUAUUAUACAAAAUUUUAUUACCAGUGUAAUAAUGAUGAAAACAAAUAUAUAAAAUCCUGCAGCCUUGCUAGGACCCGGUCAGCAAUACUUCCCUGCAUGGCGUGGAGGAAUGGGACAUAUCUCGUCGUCUGUACCUAUAGAAGCAUGACAGUGUGUCCAUGCUGGUCAAUUUUGUUUCCUUUGAGAAAACGAAUAAACUGAAGCAUUUAAAUAUUUAAUAUUUUUACGGGGCUGUUACAUUAAAUGCCACCUCUUGAGACAUGUUCACUUUUAUAUACUGUUGUGCAGUAGAGGUUUUCAUUGUGUUUGUCGUCGUUCAGACUGAACCAAAGAUACCUCCAGCCAUGAACUAGCUGCUGUGAAUUAAGCCUGCUUUCCGGUCCUUCAAGGCAACCUACCGCAGGAGAUUUUAAUAAUUUGUUUUUUAUUUUUGUACAAUUUGUAACUUUUUUUUGCUAGUAGUAUUGAUUCAAUUAAGUUUAAUUUGAAGAUUCUCAUUGAGCACUGUUGAACAUUUGAUGACUGGUAACUUUUGUCAAACAGUGGCUAUAAUUGAAGACGUCUACUUGUGUGCCUCUCAGACCUAAGAGAUUCUUUAAUCUGUAUCUUAGAGACCAGCAGGAAAAAUCUUUAUACAAAGAUGUGUUUAAUUAUUUUUUUGCCAUUGUUGUUUGAUCUCUUGUUUCUUAAUUUUACUCCGGAUCCAGUUACUGCACUGGCUCACUGCACUGAGAGAGAGCGAGAGAGUUGUUUCAGACUUUUCCAACACAUGUAUGACAGAUUUUUGUACAUUGAAGUCGAUUCUUUUCAGAAUUUUUGGAUCUAGUUUCUAAGUUAUUUUAGUGGGGGUUUUUUUUUUUAUACGUUGAAGAUAAAAUGAGUUAACACUGUCGCCAGCAGACUGAUUCACCUACUGGUGCAGAGAUGCGCGGGAGGGAGGGGGGGAGGGAGGGAAGGGGGAAAUAAAGACUACCUGGUGUAGUCUGUGCCCCCCAAAAAAAUGCUUUCAUUUUGUUAGUAAUUGUUGAAUAAUGGCACCACAGUAUACGUGACGAACUCCCUUUCAUUAUGACUAGAUCCAUUUCCACAUUUAAAAAAAAAAUUGCGAUUACUAUUAGUGUUAUGAUUGUUGAAAUGGGCAUUUAUAGUACGGCCAAUGUGUCGGGAGGGGGGAACUUUAUUAUAAGAUGAUCAAUGGGUCAGUGAGACAUGGAUUGUGGGACAAUGUAGUAGUUUUAACACUAUUGUUACAUUUUAUACCAUUUACCCAGUAAAAUAUUCAUUAAUUCGUCUCAUGUUGGUACACAGGAUGAAAUGAGUGUGUUUCGUGUGCCUAGGUAUAUUAUGCUAGUUAUGGACAGAUUCAAGAAAAAAAUCUCACAUUAUCGUGGGUUUUAGAAAUGCAAUUUUCUUUUUUUUUCCUUUGAUGGAAUGGAAUUUAUUUUUAAAUGUUAAAACAACAGGUGAUGGUGGAGGUAGCAGGCAUUGAACUGAUCUCCACUCCACAGUUGGGAAGAGAUCCCACUUCUUCACAACGUGUGAACAAUGCUGGUGGAUGUAAUGGACUUUCAGCAAAGGGAGGCUGCUCACCGAUACUCUGAAGUGAAUCCAUCUACAAUCACAAAAACCUGAAUUCCAGGAUCAACACCAAUCUACAGUGAACUUUUCUAAACUCGAGAUUAUUGGACGGGCGAGGGAGGGGAUGAAUCUAUAAUGGUAUUUAGUGAAAUAUGUGGGGCAUUUCCCUCACAAUGUUUUUUUUAUCAAUAAAAUGCCAAUAAAACCA